UAGCGAUCGCCUAGGGUUUGUAGGGCUUUUUAGGGUUUACGAGCAGCAGCGAUGGCGGAGGUCGCCCUCCCAUACCGCUACGAUCCACAGCCGUCGUCGCCGCAGCAGCAGCCACCCAGGCCUGGCUUGAACAUCGACUGGUCGCAGGUGAAUCUCGAUGAGAUUCAGCUCCCUCCGGGCGAGGAUUUUGGAAUCAAGAGUGAGGAUGAAGAGGAGGAGGAGGAGAUUGUGGAGAGCGAGUCUGGUUUCGGGAGCAUAAUUGUCGUAGACAAUCUCCCGGUGGUGGAGCCUGCCAAGUAUGAGAAGCUCGAAAACGUGGUACGCAAGAUUUUUGGACAAAUGGGAAUUAUUAGAACGCUCUUCAUGCCGAAAGACAAAGCGACUGGCAAAACGUCGGGCUUUGCUUUCAUCGAGUACUCCAGUCCCCAGGAGGCCCAUACCGCUCGGGAUCAAGCCGAUGGGUAUAAGCUCGACAAAUCUCACGUCUUUAUGGUGAGGAUGUUCGAUGACAUUGACAAGUACAUGAAAGUUCCUGAGCAGUGGGUAGCUCCAGAGAUCAAGAGCUACGUGCCAGGGGAGAAUCUUCUCGAAUGGCUGAUGGACGAGAAAGGACGCGAUCAAUUUGUGAUACGAUUUGGCACGGAGACAGAGGUGUGCUGGAACGAUGCCCGUCUGUUGAAGGCCGAGACGGCAUAUCAUCGAUCGUUCUGGACGGAAAGCUUUGUUCAAUGGUCUCCCCUUGGGACGUAUCUCGCAACAAUUCAUCGGCAAGGUGCUGUCAUAUGGGGUGGAUGCACUAACUUUAGCCGGAUCACUCGAUUCAUUCACCAACAGGUGCGGCUAAUUGACUUCUCCCCAUCCGAAAAGUUCCUCGUAACGUACAGCAGCCACGAACCAAGCAAUCCCCGCGAAACACAAAAAGUAGUGCUUAACGUUUUCGACGUACGAAGUGGUAAAUCGCACCGAGAAUUCAAGGGCAGCGCCGACGAGUUUGCUACUGGUGGGACUGGAGGUGUUGCCGGAGUGUCUUGGCCAGUGUUCAGGUGGUCUGGCGGCCGUGAUGACAAGUAUUUUGCGCGUAUAGGAAAGCACUGUAUAAGUGUUUACGAGACAGAGACCAUGGGUUUACUGGACAAGAAGUCGCUGAAAGUUGACAAUGUUAUAGAUUUUAGCUGGUCACCAACCGAUUCAAUUCUGGCCCUUUUUGUCCCAGAAGGCAACGGUGGCAAUCAGCCUGCGAGGGUUAGCCUGGUUCAAAUUCCUGGCAGGGAAGAACUGAGGCAGAAGAACCUUUUCAGUGUCAGUGACUGCAAGAUGUACUGGCAAAGCAACGGAGACUAUCUAGCAGUCAAAGUUGAUCGGUAUACAAAGACGAAGAAGAGCACGUAUACCGGUUUUGAGCUCUUCCGGAUCAAAGAACGCGACAUUCCUAUCGAGGUCUUGGAGCUUGAGAACAAAAACGACAAGAUUAUCGCCUUCGCAUGGGAACCAAAGGGCCACCGAUUCGCCAUCAUUCAUGGAGAUGGUCCUCGUCCCGACGUAACGUUCUACUCGAUGAAGAGCCCAAACAACGUGGACCGUGUAACCAAGCUUGCCACGCUCAAAGGAAAGCAGGCAAAUGCUCUCUACUGGUCGCCUGCGGGGCGCUUCAUUGUGCUGGCGGGUCUCAAGGCGUAUAACGGGCAGCUCGAGUUCUACAAUGUUGAUGAUCUCGAGACUAUGGCAACGGCAGAGCAUUUCAUGGCAACUGAUGUGGAUUGGGAUCCCGCUGGAAGAUAUGUGGCUACUUCUGUUACUUCCGUGCACCAAAUGGAGAACGGCUUCAUUAUCUGGUCUUUCCAUGGGAAGCUGAUAUACAAGGUUUCAAGGGACAGAUUCUUCCAGUUCUUGUGGCGCCCCAGGCCUCCAUCUCUCCUUAGUAGCGAAGAGGAAGCCGAGAUUUUUAGGAACUUGAAACAGUAUUCCAAGAGGUAUGACCAAGAGGACAUAGAAUCGUCGAGGUUCCACAGCACCCAGGAGUUGGAGCAGAGGAGGAAGCUGAUUGAGGAGUGGAACGGGUGGCUGUCUUCGUGGAAGCAAAUGCACGAGGCGGACAAGCCUUACCGGCAGGAUCUUCGUGAUGGCGAGCCCAGCGACGACGAGCAGGAGUACGAAGACGAAGAGGUCGAGAUUGAGGAGGUGAUCGACGUGGAAGAGAUCAAGGAAGAGGACCUUGAGGCGUAAAAUCAUAAUUGCGUUUAUUGUUGAGUGAGGAAUAUACCUAUAUCUAGGUAUAUUCUAGGCAUUUAAUUUCGACCUUUACAAGUGUAUUGAUAGGGGUGGCGGGGAUGCAUAUACUUUGGUAUCCCAGGUACCCUUAUCUAAAUCAAACGAAAAGAAUGCUUUA
Molecule: messenger RNA, 2386 nt
Organism: Selaginella moellendorffii
Lineage: Eukaryota; Viridiplantae; Streptophyta; Lycopodiopsida; Selaginellales; Selaginellaceae
Product: eukaryotic translation initiation factor 3 subunit B
Exons: 11
Coding region: 52-2223 (723 amino acids)
Biological process (GO): translational initiation
Cellular component (GO): eukaryotic translation initiation factor 3 complex
Molecular function (GO): translation initiation factor activity; RNA binding; translation initiation factor binding
Source: RefSeq, a predicted model, not a curated record